GGACCCUACCUGUAUAAACUCUACCAGCACUACCGAUUCUUGGAGGGACAGAUCGCCAUCCUCUACGUCUGCGGCUUUGCCUCCAGCGUCCUUUUCGGCUUGGUGUCCUCCUCUCUAGUAGAUCGACUGGGUCGGAAAAAAUCCUGCGUCCUUUUUUCUUUCACCUACUCAAUUUGUUGUUUGGCCAAACUCUCCCGGGAUUAUCUGGUGCUGGCGGCGGGGAGAGUUUUAGGGGGGUUGUCCACGGCAUUGCUCUUCUCCGCCUUUGAGGCGUGGUAUGUCCACGAGCACGUAGAGCGGUACGAUUUUCCGACUGAGUGGAUCACCGUCACCUUCUCCCGGGCGGCUUUUUGGAACAACGUCAUCGCCGUGGGGGCUGGGGGGACAGCCGAUUUCUUCGCUGAGUGGUUGGGGUUGGGCCCAGUGGCCCCGUUCAUGGUCUCCAUUCCCCUCCUGGUGCUGUCAGGGGUCUUUGCCGUGAAAAAUUGGGAUGAAAACUACGGGAAGAAACGAGCUUUCUCUAAAACCUGUGGCGACGGUUUGAAGUGCCUCCUCUCCGACCGGCGUGUCCUUCUCCUAGGCACCAUCCAGGCUCUCUUUGAAAGCGUCAUCUACAUCUUCAUCUUCCUCUGGACUCCCGUCCUGGAUCCCCAUGGUGCUCCCUUGGGCAUCGUCUUUUCUGGCUUCAUGGCCGCCAGCAUGCUGGGCUCCUCGGUCUACCACCUGGCCAUCUCCAAGAGGUACCACCUCCAGCCCGUCCACCUCCUCUCCCUCGCUGUCCUCCUCGUCUUCUUCUCCCUCUUCAUGCUCACCUUCUCCACGAACCCCAGCCAGGAGAGCCCGUCCGAGUCCUUCCUCGCCUUCCUCCUCAUUGAACUCUCCUGUGGGCUCUACUUCCCCGCCAUGGGUUUCCUCCGACAGAAAGUGGUGCCAGAGAAGGAUCGCCUGGGGGUGAUGAACUGGUUUCGCCUCCCGCUGAACUUACUGGCCUGUCUGGGUUUACUGGUUCUCCACGACAGCGACCGUCAGACGGGCACCAGGAGCAUGUUCGGUCUCUGCGCGGCGGUUGCGCUGCUGGCGCUGCUGGCCGUUGGCCGUCUCUUUUCCCUCAGCCGCCAUGAUGCUGAGCUCCGCCUGCCCGCGCCGAUGGGACAGGCCGACACCGACGCCACCCCCGAGCUGUGA
Charadrius vociferus (killdeer) is the source of this 1185-nucleotide messenger RNA. It is a transcript of the gene SLC61A1, whose product is annotated as major facilitator superfamily domain containing 5. Gene Ontology annotation, molecular function: molybdate ion transmembrane transporter activity. The record is from RefSeq and is a predicted model, not a curated record. Gene Ontology annotation, cellular component: membrane. The transcript has a single exon. The annotation marks the transcript as partial. Gene Ontology annotation, biological process: molybdate ion transport. NCBI's taxonomy places the organism in Eukaryota, Metazoa, Chordata, Aves, Charadriiformes, Charadriidae.